Rhinolophus ferrumequinum (greater horseshoe bat) is the source of this 2690-nucleotide messenger RNA. RefSeq names its product protein phosphatase with EF-hand domain 1 (gene PPEF1). The coding region runs from base 270 to 2231 and encodes 653 amino acids. Lineage: Eukaryota; Metazoa; Chordata; Mammalia; Chiroptera; Rhinolophidae. Gene Ontology annotation, cellular component: nucleus; cytosol. Gene Ontology annotation, biological process: detection of stimulus involved in sensory perception. The transcript is spliced from 17 exons. Gene Ontology annotation, molecular function: manganese ion binding; calcium ion binding; protein serine/threonine phosphatase activity. The record is from RefSeq and is a predicted model, not a curated record.
GAGUGAGUGUGUAUAUGGAGGGGGGUGCUCCAGAGAGAGCUGGAAUUCUACCUCUUUCAGACCUUUGCAUUCCUCAUAGAGGUUUUUUCUCGUUUUCAUUUCUCUUAAAACAUCUGGGGUGAGGAAAAUCUCUGCACUGGCUGAGCAAAAGAAACAGGAUCUCUGGCUCAGCUAGGAGUGGCACCUCACAGCAUAAAGGAAGACAUUUUCUAAACACUGUCUUGGAAUAAGAAGUUGAAGUUUUUGUGAAAACACGCAAUUUAGAGAACAUGGGCUGUACCUCUUCAUCUUCAAAGAAAACCAAGGAAUCUGAUAAAGUACUGGCUGCCACAUUAGUAAUCCAGAGCUGGUACCGGCGUUACCGUGCUCAAUUAAAGACCAGAGAACGCUCUGCCCUCCACAUCUUCCAGUCCAUCGAAUAUGCUGAUGAACAAAGCCAACUGCAGCUAUCCAAUUUCUUUACCUUCGUGUUGGAACACUACAGACAUAUCCGCGCGAAAGAUCUCAGAUUAGUCAAUCGACUGUAUGUCUCCAGCCAGCAUGAAAGGGAUAUAAUGGACGACGACGACGACGGGAUGCUGUCAGAAAUCUCAGACAUCUACGGCGGUCCUCAGCUGCAAUUUCCCCUCACUUUUGCUGAUGUUGAGUCACUUAUUGAGGGCUACAAGCAACAUCAGUUACUUCAUGCAUGUUAUGUCUUAGAGAUACUAUUUGAAACCAAGAAAGCCCUGAAGCAAAUGCCGAAUUUUAAUCUCGUAAAAACUUCUCCCUCCAAAGAGGUAACAAUCUGUGGUGAUCUGCAUGGAAAGCUGGAUGAUCUCUUUUUGAUCUUCUAUAAGAAUGGUCUCCCAUCAGAGAACAAUGCGUACAUUUUUAAUGGUGAUUUUGUAGAUCGAGGAAAUAAUUCCAUAGAGAUCCUCAUGAUCCUGCUCGUGAGUUUUCUUGUUUAUCCCAAUGACGUGCACUUGAACAGAGGGAACCAUGAAGAUUUUCUGAUGAAUAUGAGGUAUGGCUUCUCAAAAGAAGUCAUGAAUAAAUAUAAGCUAUAUGGAAAGAAAAUCUUACAAGUCUUGGAAGAAGUCUAUGCCUGGCUCCCAAUUGGUACAAUCAUUGACGAAGAAAUCCUGGUCAUACAUGGUGGGAUAUCCGAGUCCACAGACUUGAAUUUUCUCCACUGCUUAAGCAGAAACAAAAUGAAGUCUGUGCUGAUGCCACCAAUUCAAAUGCAUAGAGGCUAUGGUGCUGAGUUUAGGAAAAGCAAAGGAGAAACGCUUCAGGGAGUCAGAACAACACGUUUAUCCUUUGCUGAAGAGGUAGCACAGAAAGAAUGGGAUCAGGUUGUCAGUAUUCUGUGGAGUGAUCCCAGAGACAAAAGAGGCUGUCAUCCAAACACAAGUCGAGGAGGGGGCUACUAUUUUGGACCAGAUGUUACCGCCAAGGUUCUUAGUAAGUUCCAGUUGAAGCUGCUCAUUAGAUCCCAUGAAUGCAAGCCCGAAGGCUAUGAAAUCACCCAUAAUGGGAAGGUUAUUACUGUAUUUUCUGCAUCUAAUUAUUAUGCAGAAGGCAGCAAUCGAGGAGCUUAUAUCAAGCUGAGCCGUGGUACCCGCCCUCGAUUUUUCCAGUACCAAGUAACUGAGGUUACACGCUCAAGGCCUCUUCACCAAAGGGUGACUACUAUUGAAAGUAGUGCCAUCAGGAUAUUAAAAGAGAGAAUAAUUUCACGAAAAACUGACCUCAUUAAUGCUUUCCAACUUCAAGACCGCAAAAAAUCAGGGAAACUUUCUCUGGGCCAGUGGGCUUUUUCCAUGCAGAACGUUCUGGGGCUGAAGUUAGCGUGGAGAUCCCUGAGUUCACAUCUGGUCACCACAGACAAAGAUGGAAAUGUUGACUACAUGUCCUGCUUCUCCGAUAUCCACAUUCAAAAGCCUGUGAAAGAGGUUCAGUCAGCUGUAAUUGAAACUCUGUACAGAUACCGCUCUGACCUGCAAAUCAUCUUUGAUAUCAUUGACACUGAUCACUCAGGUCUGAUCUCCAUGGAAGAAUUUCAUUCCAUGUGGAAACUUUUCAGUAGUCACUACGAUGUUCAUAUUGAUGAUCACCAAGUUUAUGAACUCGCUGAAAAAAUGGACCUAAACGAAGAUGGAGGCAUCGACUUCAAUGAGUUUUUUAAGGCUUUCUAUGUAGUCCACAAAUUUGAUAAGUUGAACAAGUCAGACACCAAUUUUGCUUAACAAGAAUUAGGGCUUUUCCCUCCUCCUUGUGAACAACCACUGACACAAUCUUUUCCAGGGCCCUUGAAAUUCACAGUAGUAAAGAAAAGUACACCUCAAUUUAUGCCAUAAGCAGACGUAUAGUGUAGGUCAUGGAAAUCCCUAGUAAGCUGUUAUUGGUAAGAUUAGGUUAAAUGUCAGCUGAUAGAUUUGGUUCCAGUGGCAGAACCCAGACAUUUCUAGGUAGAAACUGAGUUUGAACCUAAUACUGGUCUCUUGGAUGUCACCUAACCAGGAGACCAGAGCAGUUUAGAAACAUACAGAAAUGUACCCACAGUGCGCCAGAGAAAAGUACACCAUCUGUGAGUAGCUGAGGGAUAGGAGGAGGAAUACUAGACUAUUAAUGCAAUAAAAUAUUUCCAUCUGUCAAAUGUAAUCUUCUUUGGUGAUACCAUAAACCAGUGAUUCUCAAUUGUAAGA